Molecule: messenger RNA, 2512 nt
Organism: Sceloporus undulatus (fence lizard)
Lineage: Eukaryota; Metazoa; Chordata; Lepidosauria; Squamata; Phrynosomatidae
Gene: B4GAT1
Product: beta-1,4-glucuronyltransferase 1
Exons: 2
Coding region: 257-1507 (416 amino acids)
Molecular function (GO): glucuronosyltransferase activity
Source: RefSeq, a predicted model, not a curated record
UCCAAAUCUCUUUUGUGCCAACCCCCAGCUCCCUUGCAAAACAGAAGGAAAGGUCAGUACAAGAAUAGUGUGGGUGCAGCAGAUGCAAUGCAUUGCAGGAGGGCCUUUGGAGGGACCCUGCUUUUGCAUGCAAUGCAGCUCCUCUCCAUUCCCUUGACAGUGUUUGGAUUCUUUUGCAAAAGGGAAAAGAGGUGUAGUCCAGAGCAGAUGGGCCAGGCUUGAGGCCCCUCUGGUGCCCCUUUGUCCUCUUGUGCCCAUGCACUGCUCUUGCUUCCAGGUGCUGGUGGCUGCCUUGGCGCUGGUGGCCGGCUUGCAGUUGCUUUACUUGGCCCUUCUGUCUGGGUUGCAUGGGCAAGACCAGCGUUCCCGCUAUGCCGAAUUGUUCCAGGGGCACCGGCCUUUGCCCCGCGAUGGGCACAAAGACAGGCUCAAGCAAGUGCUAGCCAGUGGUGGUCUCCUGGAUGCCAGCGGCCAGUAUCGCGUCUACAGGGACAUGCUGCGGGGGUCCUGGGACGGACGAGAAAGCCCAGACGUGGUACUGGUCACCCACACCAGCCUUGGCAACUUGCACCAUGCCCAGAGGUUGGCGGAGCGCUGGCAAGGCCCUGUUUCCGUGGCCCUCUUUGCCCCCGGCUUGGCCGAAGUACGCUUGGCCACUGCCAUGAUCUACGCCUUGGCGGCCCUCUGCUUCCCUCUCCGCCAGCUGCUUCGCCUCCACCUGGUGUGCCAUGCUGACCAAGUGGCCACUUUCUCUGAGAUGGAGGACGGCGGGGAAUUUGCCCACCUCCAAAGCUGUGGGGAUGUCUUCGCCAAGUUGGCACGGCUAGGGGCCGGCCGGCGUAAUUAUGCCAUGGACGUCGCCAACGCUUUUUACCCCAACAACCUGCUCCGCAACGUGGCCAGGAGGGCGGCGGGUGAGCAUUGGAUGUUGGUUGUGGACAUGGACAUGGUGCCCAGCGAGGGUCUGCGGGAGGCCUUCCUGGCAUUGAGCAAAAAACCUCAUCAGGAGUUGCCGGAGGUCUUUGUGGUGCCAGCAUUCGAGAUCCGCCACACUCGCCGCAUCCCUGGCACCAAGACAGAGUUGUUGCAGUUAUACCAAGUGGGUGAGAUCCGGCCUUUCUACGAGGAGCUGUGUGCCCGGUGCCAGGCUCCCACCAACUACUCCCAGUGGCUGAAUCUUCCCACAGGCGGCCCCCUCCACGUGGCCUACGAAGUGGAGUGGCGAGACCCUUGGGAACCCUUCUACAUUGGUGCCAGUUCGGUGCCUCCCUACGACGAACGUUUUAAACAGUACGGCUUCAACCGGAUCAGCCAGGCCUGCGAGCUCCACGUGGCCGGCUUCCGUUUUUCGGUGCUGAGCAACGCCUUCCUGGUGCACAAGGGCUUCAAAGUGGCGAGCGAGUUCCAUGCGCAAAAGGAUGCGGAGAACCAGCGCAACAAAGUGCUCUUUCGGCAAUUCAAGCAGGAGCUGAAGGUCCGGUACCCCGCCUCGCCACGGCGGUGCUGACUUCACGCCCGUGUUUGCAGGUAGACGACUGUGCCUCUGCUUUUGGACGAAGGGUGGCGCACCCAGCCUUGACGGAAAGGCUCAACUCAGGACAAGGACUGCUCCUAUAGAAAUUGGAGAAGGUGUAGGGGAUUGGUCCACUCCAAGUAGGUUUGUUGCUGCUAGAAGUCCUUGCGCUUCAUCUUUGAGAGUCUGUGCACACAAUACACACUGGAUUAAUGAGUCCCUGGAGAACAGGAAGGUAGUGAGUUGCCUUAUCCUGGGUCAAACCCUUGGUCCAUCUAGCUCACUGUUGUAGCUUUAACUACAACAUUGUGGCUUGGCAUGGGUUCAGGUAGGGUCCUUUCCUUGGCCUAAUGAUCCUUGGUUUUCUUUGGUGAUCUCCUCUCCAUGUAUUUCAGGGGCUAUUAUCUUUCUCUUCCUAGGAUAGGAAACCUUGGAUAAGAAACCUGUGACACCAACCUUUCCAUCCUGAUAAUGUUAAGAAUGGCCUUUUCCACCAACUACUGGUAGUCGUGUUUUCCUUGUCUGGCAUUCUAUGUUUUUGAAAUCCAGGGGCUAUUAUAGUUCUUAUCCCAGGAUAGGAUAGGAUAGGCUAAGAUAGGCUAGGAUAGGAUAAGAAACCUGUGGAUCCUGAUAGUAUGAAGAUGCCUUCGAUCCCAUCAGAUUGUUUUCCCAAUUGACUGGCAUUCUGUGAAACAGAUCUGCAGAAUAAGGUCUGAUGUUGUAUGAUUACUAUUUAAGGUGGAGAAAGUGGAUUUGAGAUUUGGGUUCUGACUUCUGAGAGAGUUUGAUGGUUUGGAGAAACAGAGCAAGGAGUCCAGAUUCUUGAAUUCUAUCCUAAGUGUUGUUCUUCAGUUUGGUAACCUCAGGUUUUUCCCCCUUGUGUAAUGGGAAUUGAUAUAUCUAUGUACUUCUUGUGAAAGGAAGGGUGGAAAUCGAAAUAUUUGCCGGAACACUUCAAAACACAAAUGGAUUAAAAUGAACUACUUGGAUUGAAAAUGA